Molecule: messenger RNA, 1335 nt
Organism: Neospora caninum
Lineage: Eukaryota; Apicomplexa; Conoidasida; Eucoccidiorida; Sarcocystidae
Exons: 2
Coding region: 1-1335 (444 amino acids)
Biological process (GO): glycolytic process
Cellular component (GO): phosphopyruvate hydratase complex
Molecular function (GO): phosphopyruvate hydratase activity; magnesium ion binding
Source: RefSeq, a predicted model, not a curated record
AUGGUGGUGAUCAAGGACAUCGUUGCACGCGAGAUUCUGGAUUCCCGCGGCAACCCAACAAUCGAAGUUGAUCUGUCAACUGAAGGAGGUGUCUUCCGAGCGGCGGUACCUAGUGGAGCCUCUACGGGUAUUUACGAGGCUCUGGAGAUGCGCGAUAAAGACCCAAAACGAUAUUUGGGAAAAGGCGUGUUGAAGGCUGUAGAGAUCGUCCAAAAGGAAAUAAAGCCCUAUUUGUUGGGAAAAGACCCAUGCGACCAAAAAGGCAUCGAUAUGCUUAUGGUGGAGCAGCUGGACGGAACAAAGAAUGAGUGGGGUUACUCAAAGUCAAAGCUAGGAGCAAAUGCCAUCUUGGGCAUAUCAAUAGCAUGCUGCCGAGCGGGAGCCGCAGCAAAAGGCCUACCGCUAUACAAGUACAUUGCUACACUGGCAGGCAAACCGAUCGAUAAGAUGGUUAUGCCUGUACCGUUUUUCAACGUUAUCAAUGGCGGUGAACAUGCAGGCAAUGGUCUGGCUCUUCAAGAAUUCCUAAUUGCUCCUGUUGGUGCUCCGAGCUUCCGAGAGGCGAUCCGUUAUGGAUCGGAGACAUACCACCACCUGAAAACGGUUAUAAAGCGCAAAUAUGGUUUAGACGCAACGAAUGUGGGUGAUGAGGGCGGCUUUGCACCUAACGUAGCCACUGCUGAAGAGGCCCUGAAUCUUCUUGUGGAAGCUAUCAACGCUGCGGGGUAUGAGGGUAAGAUCAAGAUCGCAUUCGACUCUGCUGCCUCAGAGUUCUACGCAAAAGAGGAAAAGAAGUAUGACUUAGACUAUAAAAGCAAAAACAAGAGUACCUCUAUGCAUCUAACGGGUGCCAAGCUGAAGGAAGUGUACGAGGGGUGGCUGAAGAAGUACCCCAUCAUCUCAGUCGAAGACCCUUUCGACCAAGAUGACUUUGCAAGUUUCGCAGCGUUUACAAAAGAUGUGGGGGAGAAAACACAGGUUAUAGGCGACGAUAUUCUCGUAACAAAUAUUCUUCGAAUCGAAAAAGCACUCAAGGACAAGGCAUGUAACUGUCUGUUACUCAAAGUAAACCAAAUUGGCUCCGUAACCGAGGCAAUUGAGGCUUGCCUCCUCGCUCAAAAAAGCGGUUGGGGAGUUCAGGUUUCCCAUAGGUCAGGAGAAACAGAGGAUUCCUUUAUUGCCGACCUCGUUGUGGGGCUUCGAUGUGGCCAGAUCAAGAGUGGCUCACCGUGCAGAUCGGAAAGACUGUGCAAGUACAAUCAGCUAUUGCGGAUUGAGGAGUCCCUCGGAUCAGACUGUGCAUACGCAGGAGAGAGCUUCCGGUACCCAAAAUGA